Messenger RNA from Yamadazyma tenuis ATCC 10573, 1999 nucleotides. RefSeq names its product Tpo5p (gene TPO5). NCBI's taxonomy places the organism in Eukaryota, Fungi, Ascomycota, Pichiomycetes, Serinales, Debaryomycetaceae. Gene Ontology annotation, molecular function: transmembrane transporter activity. Gene Ontology annotation, cellular component: membrane. The record is from RefSeq and is a predicted model, not a curated record. Gene Ontology annotation, biological process: transmembrane transport.
AGAACGUUUUAUCCAGUCAAAUCAAUGGCAGACAAUGCACAGCACGGCGGAGACCUUCCCGUGCCGAAUACGCUGGGUUCUCCCCAUCCGUCGGCGCCAGGAGCAUCGUACAUGUCAUAUCUCCCGAACAACACCUUCGGAACGUUGAGGCCUGCUACAUUAUUACGAAACCUUUUAGAGCCGGAGGACGAAAACGAGGUGGAAGAGAUCGAACACUUCAAAUAUAAGCAGGUUCUUGAUAGGAAGUUGACGGUGAAGUCAAUUAUUGGCUUGAGUUUUUCGAUCAUGGGAGUUCCGUUUGGAAUGUCUUCUACCCUAUGGAUUACCUUGGUUGAUGGAGGGAAUGUUACCAUGUUAUACGGAUGGAUCAUUGUAUCUUUCUUCAGUUUGUGUGUCAUCUUAAGUCUCGCUGAGAUCAUCUCCAAGUACCCCACGUCCGGAGGAGUCUAUCAUUUCAGUGCUUUAUUGAGUAAUGAAAGAUAUUCGUUGAUUAGUUCCUGGUACACCGGUUGGUUAUUAUUGAUUGGAUCCUGGACUUAUAUUGUAUCCAUCCAGUUUGCAGGCGCCCAGUUUAUUUUGUCCAUUUUCGGACUCAAGAACUCCUACUACAAAGAGGAUAUCAUGUUGGUGUUGCUUGUUUAUUAUGCGAUGUUGUUAUUCAGCGGGUUCAUCAACUGGAAAUUCCCCAAGUAUUUGGAGAAAAUUAACCGGGCUUGUAUCAUCUGGUCGUUGGGAACGACAUUGGCGAUCGACUUUUUACUCAUUUUUUUCGCCAAACGGACCCACUCUAUCAAGGAGAUUCUAACUACCUUUGACAACUCCAGAUCAGGUUGGCCUGAUCCUCUUGCCUUUAUUGUGGGUUUGGCGGGCUCUGCUUAUACCAUCAACGGGUUUGGUUUGAUUUUCUCCAUGACCGACGAGGUCAAAAACCCUGAAAGAAACAUGCCCAAGGGAGUCAUUAGCUCACUUUUCAUCACGUUCUUCAACGGGCUAAUCUUCAUUUUACCGGUACUAAUUAUUCUUCCUGAAAUGAAGUUGCUUCUAGACGAGACACCCGAGAUCAUGCCAAUUGACUUGAUCUUCAAGUUCUCCAUUGAGUCGUACGUGGUGUCAUUCUUGUUGGUGAUGCUUUUGAUUGUGACGGUGUUGUUCCAGGCAAUUGGCUCGGUUACCACCGCUUCAAGAACUACCUACGCCUUUGCUCGUGAUGGAGGGUUGCCGUACAAGGAAAGGUGGUUGUCUGUGGACUCUGUAGAAGAAGAUGUGGUGCCCAAGAAUGCUAUACUUUUGUCGAUGGGGAUCUCUGCGGUAUUGCCGGCUAUCGCUGUGAUUUCGGAGUCAGCCUUUAACUCGUUUAUGGGGUCUUGUGUUAUGACGUUGACGCUUUCCAAUGGGGUUCCUAUUCUUUGUCUCAUGUUGAACAAAAGAAGAAAGGUGAAAGGAGGAGCAUUUAGACUCCGCAAAGUUGGGUAUAUCAUCAAUGGCCUCUCGUGUUUCUGGGUGGUGUUGGUUUGCUUGGUCAUGUCGAUGCCUCCUGUAAUAAAGGGUUUGACGUGGUCCAGAAUGAACUAUGCCAGCGUGGUGACUGUGGGGUUUUUGGCGUUUGCUACGCUAGGAUACAAAUUAUGGGGGCAGAAGAGCUUCGAGGGACCCAAGGUUGAUACCGACUACUUUGAGUUGCACAACCUCAAUGCUCCUGGAAGAAGUAAUCUAAACUCGGCAAACGAUUCGUUUGUGGUCAUUGAUGACGAGGAAGAUAACACUUUUGAAGCAGAUGGCCGCAAAAUCUCGUACGAGCCUCCAAAGCCCGUGUCUCCAAGUUAUAGAGGAAGCAUUUCUUCUGGGUCCAACAAGUUUGAAGUGGGGGACAAUGAUGAUACUGAGGUACUUUUUGAUGCAUCGAGGGAAUUAUAGACAAUCUACAUAUGAAAAGGCAUUGAUUUUACAUACAGUAAGAUAUUGAUUUAUAGAUACAAGACAAUGCAUUGCUUUAUAGAUA